This is a messenger RNA of Carya illinoinensis, 982 nucleotides long. RefSeq names its product ribulose bisphosphate carboxylase small subunit, chloroplastic 3-like. The transcript is spliced from 3 exons. NCBI's taxonomy places the organism in Eukaryota, Viridiplantae, Streptophyta, Magnoliopsida, Fagales, Juglandaceae. Bases 236 to 760 code for a protein of 174 amino acids. The record is from RefSeq and is a predicted model, not a curated record.
CACCGCAGCGCAGUAUCGUACCCCCCGUUUUUGUAUUACCGCUUUCCCCUAACAAAUCAUACAUCACCUCGAAAACAGCAGACUCGAUUCCUUGUCGGUUUGUCCUAUACUCCAACCACUUGCAAUUUGCACCACUUUCAGUGACAUACUUUUAGUCAUUCGCAAUUCCAUCCUCUGUGCUGUUCCGUUUCCUCUUGUCGAAUCUCGAUCUUCCUUUCAGAACCCCUGUUUGAAGAUGUCUGUCGGGAUCUUCACAGCUCCGGUAACUGGGUCAGGAUUUAUUGGCUUGAAAUCCAACUCGAGAAAGCUGCCGGUAAAAGAUUCUACUGGAUGGAACCAGAAAACUGUAUCUAACGGUUCUAGAACUUUCUGCAUGAAGACAUGGAAUCCCAUUAAUAACAAGAAGUUCGAGGCACUCUCCUAUCUCCCUCCUCUCUCGGAUGAUUCAAUCGCAAAGGAGAUAGACUACAUGAUCAAAAAGGGAUGGAUCCCUUGCCUUGAGUUUGACCAGGUGGGGAAUGUUCGUAGAGAGAAUAGCCGAAUGCCAGGAUACUAUGAUGGGAGGUAUUGGACAUUGUGGAAGCUGCCAAUGUUUGGCUGCAAUGACUCAUCUCAAGUCCUCAAUGAAAUCGAAGAGUGCAAAAAGACGUACCCAAAUGCCUAUAUACGCUGCUUGGCUUUUGACAACAAGAAGCAGGCGCAGUGCAUGGCCUUUGUUAUUCAGAAACCGACUGCCACCAGCGGCAGCACCGGCACUUAAGAUGAUUCAGUCUCCUUACCCAAAGAUUUCCAAAGGUUUCUCCUCAAGUAUGUUUUUUUUUUUUUUUUUAAUUCCCUAUCUGCGGUGUACCAAUAAGAAAUCUGGGUGCUUGUGAGGAGGAUUCCUCCAUCUCAAACCACUUCAAUGGUUGGCAACUUUUUAAUACGUGUUGCAUCUUUGAGGAAGAUACUCAAAUGAAGUUGUAUUCAUAAUCUACUUUUA